Emericellopsis cladophorae is the source of this 1836-nucleotide messenger RNA. RefSeq lists its product as uncharacterized. Gene Ontology annotation, cellular component: fungal-type vacuole membrane. The record is from RefSeq and is a predicted model, not a curated record. The transcript has 2 exons. Bases 1 to 1836 code for a protein of 611 amino acids. Gene Ontology annotation, molecular function: basic amino acid transmembrane transporter activity. Lineage: Eukaryota; Fungi; Ascomycota; Sordariomycetes; Hypocreales; Bionectriaceae. Gene Ontology annotation, biological process: basic amino acid transport; transmembrane transport.
AUGGCCAAGGAACGAUCCGCUGCUGGGCGGGAUUCGCCUUCGGAGCCGACCCCAACACUCGGCCGGCGCAGUAGCGACCUCGAACAGACAGACGACAUUGCGCGAUCACUGUCUUCACAACCAGGUCCAUUGGCGCCCGACAUCCAAGAGAACAGCGUUUCCAGUCCUCUCCACGCCAAUGGAAACGGAAAGCAUCGCUGUCAUCAUGUUCGAGACGAAGAGGCUCAACCAACAGAGUCCUCACCACUGCUCGGUGACCGCGAGCGCGAGGACGAGGAGACAGCGCCGGCAGCAGAGACAGCACAGGUAUUCCUGCUCAUCACGAACCCUGGGCGUUUCUGGUUGAUCUUCGCCGUCAUUUUGAUCAACCUGUUCAUCAUGGCCUUUGACGGCACCAUCAUGGCCUCGUCCCACCCCGUCAUCACAUCCCACUUCCAUGCCGCCAACUCGGCCUCCUGGCUGUCGACAUCAUUCCUCCUGACCUCGACGGCGUUCCAGCCGCUGUUUGGACGCUUGACCGACGCUGUGGGGCGGAAGCCUCUCUUCGUGGCAUGUGCUGUCAUCUUCUUCCUGGCGACCUUGUGGUGCGCACUUGCAGGAAGCAUCGAGAGUUUCAUCGCUGCGAGGGCCCUCUGUGGCCUCGCCGGUGGUGGUGGUGGCACCAUUGGCAGCAUCAUGACGAGUGAUUUGGUGCCCAUUGAACGCCGAGGUUCCUAUCAGGCCUACAUCAAUGUCACCGCCGGCGUUGGGGGUGCCCUCGGCGCUGCGCUGGGCGGCUGGCUAGCCGAGUCCUUGGGUUGGCGAUGGGAAUUCGGCAUCCAGUUACCUUUCCUCGCCUUUGUCACUACAGUCGCCCUGCUUGCCAUCCCGGCGGAUCUGGGGCUUCAGGAGGAUCGCAAGAGCACCGUUUCGCAGCAGCUCAAGGACUUUGACUUUCAGGGCUCCCUUCUGCUCACCAGCUGCAUCACAUCCCUGAUCCUGGGCGUCAACCUUGGCGGAAACAUCUUGCCCUGGAAGCACCCAUUCAUCAUCGCGUCCCUCAUUGUCUUCGCCAUAACGUUUCCUCUGUUCAUCUGGGUCGAGAGACGGGCGACUAGGCCCAUUAUGCCCUUGCAGGUCCUCCUCAUGGCCCCGCGCGCCAACCUAGUCUUCUCCAACUUUAUCGCGGCGCUGCUCAUGAACGCGCUGACGUUCAACCUGCCCCUGUUCUUCCAGGCUGUCCUGCUCUCUAGCGCCACAGACUCGGGACUCCGGCUGGUCAUGCCGUCCAUUGUCGCCUCCGUCUUCGGCGCCUUUACCGGGUUCGCCAUCACCUGGACUCGACGGCUCAAGUGGCCUCCGAUGCUCGGCUCGUCAUUGUUGCUUUUGGGAUGUGUCUCCCUCUCCCUGCUCCGGCGCGAUCUCCCAGAGAUAGUCUACAACCUCGCCCUGGUGCCUUCUUCCGUCGGGCAGGGAUUCGCCUUCUCGGGGACGUUUAUGGCUUUGCUCGCCUCAUCCCAGCAAAAGGAGCAGGCUGUUGUGACGAGCACUCUCAUUCUCUGGCGAAGUCUGGGUCUUGUCGUCGGCGUUGCGUAUGCGUCGCUCGUCGUCCAGAAUGCGCUGCGCUACUAUCUCAAUAUAUACGUGGACGACAUCCCGGACAAGGCUGAGAUGAUCGAAAAUGUCAGAAAGUCCGUCGAGCUAGUGGCCAAGCUGGAGCAGCCGCUGAGGGACCAGGUCGUGAUGAGUUACGAGGCGGCGAUUCGGCUGACGUUCAUGACACUGAGCAUUCUGAGCGCGGUCGCAGUGUUGAUAAUCAUCCCCAUCAAGCUGCCUCGUCUUCCCAAGAGAGAUUAG